AUGGCCGCAUGUUACUGUAACCGAGCUCUUGAUGCUGCACACAAGAGGAACGAGAAUGACAAGAACAGGGCAUAUGGGGGGUCUAAAGGUAAUGGAUUAGAUUCAGGGUCACAACCACUAGACUCUGCGGUUACUCAGAGAUGUAGCCACAAGGCCUUCAAGUCACAGGUUCAGGUUCGCACCACAACUCGUCGUGGUUUCAAGUCACUGCCACAAGUGACGUCAGGGUUGGAGAUCCUAAAGAUUGAUGGUCCUAGCGUGGUGGUGAACGGCUCCAAACCUCAGCUGAUCCUUGACUGUGAGUACGACAUCACGGAGUAUGACAAGUCAGGCCUGGUGGUCAAGUGGUACUUUAACAGGCAACCCUUCCCCGUCUACCAGUGGAUACCCAGAAAUGAACCACAGGACUUGGGGAUCCUGAAAGGUCGUCUCAAUCUGGAAUACGAGGUGUCAGAUGAAGAAUUCACUAAACACCGCGCCCUGGCCAUCGUCAACCCCACCACCGAGCUCACCGGCGAGUACACCUGUUGGAUUUCUUCCUUUGAGAGUGAAGACUUCAGGAGGAAGUCACUUAUCGUCUAUGCUCCCGCCUCUGACAUGUCGAUGACGUACUCCAAGCCGAGUGAGGAGCGGGUGAUCGUGUCGUGCCGGGCAGGAGGAAUCUUCCCCAAGCCUAACAUAGACAUCUUCAGAAGUACCUCCGCCUCCAGCAGGGACGUGUUCGAGGGAGCUAAGGUGGAGAGCCAGCACCUCCCGGAACACGGCUACUACAACAUCAGCAUCGAGUUGGAGGUGUUCGACUAUGAACUCGACUCAGAGACAAUGUUCGAGUGCGUCCUCACCAUCCCCGGGACCGAGUAUCAGCUUCAUGAAGAAAUCCUCUACUUCCCUGGCCCCCCUACCACUACCACUACUACCACCACAACCACCACCCCAACUCCCACCACCACCUCUGCUCCUGAAGAGCUUGAGGAUGAGGUGGAGGAGGAUUACGAUGAGGAAGAAGAAGGAUUAGAGGUAGACGAUAAUGAUAAUGAUGACUUUGAAAUUGAGGAAGAGACUAAGGGCGCUAAACCUCACGUUGCAGAGAGUGGUGUACCAGCUGUAGAAUCCUCAGUGUCUGGAGGAGUGAUCGUCAUGGUGUCCAGCUUAACGUUCAUCUCGCUACUUCCUCUUCUCCAUUACUUCUGGCUACAAUGAAGGAGGUGAGGUGUAUGUCACCUGUGUACAGCCGUGCCCCUCCGUGCUCCCUCCUUGUUAAUUCCCAGUGUUGGAAAGGUGCACCGGAUGAGCUCUACUGCCGCCGUCUCUGUGUGAUCCGGAGAUAUCUGGACAAUGAUCGGAUAAAGGAACGACUGAGAUGUGCAGACUGUGUGAGAGGAAUGUUGUUAUAUGGACUUUUGUGGAAUAUUUCCUCUUUUUUGUGAGCGUGGAAGAAAUUUAAUGAAGCUUUCUUUUUAUGUGAGCUUGUAUGGAGGGAAGCAUUAACUCGGCUGCAUCUACUGCUGGAAUUAGCGAAGUGGGAAUAAUAAGCCUCAUCAACCAACCAAAUUAAGCCACGCGUCUCUCUACUGUUCCGCCUCUUUCAACCUUCAACUCUCACAUUUAUUUUCUUUGUCACCUGAUAAUAUUUAACCUCCCGUCUACCAAAGACACG
Molecule: messenger RNA, 1657 nt
Organism: Homarus americanus (American lobster)
Lineage: Eukaryota; Metazoa; Arthropoda; Malacostraca; Decapoda; Nephropidae
Exons: 10
Coding region: 1-1200 (399 amino acids)
Source: RefSeq, a predicted model, not a curated record